AUGUCAGAUCCAGCUUUCACCCAACAAGUAGCUGAGAAAGCUUCCACCAUCGCUCUUUCUCCAGAGAAGGAAGCAGAGUACGAGAGGAUCACCAGAAGUUUACAGGAAUACACCGGUGGAGAUAUCAUCAGGAAGGUAUUAGCGGAUGGAGAGACGGUGAGAGCGUAUUGGGGAACCGCUACUACCGGUAGACCUCACAUUGCCUACUGCGUGCCUCUGGUGAAGAUAGCAGACUUCUUGACGGCUGGUGUGCAUGUAAAGAUCCUCUUGGCAGAUGUACGUCUCCAUGCCUUCCUUGACGCCUCGAAAUCUACGCUUCAAACCGUUCAAUACCGAGUGAAAUACUAUUCGAUCCUCCUUAAAACUGUGUUCACGGUGCUUGGUGUGCCCAUCGACAAACUUGAAUUUGUGACCGGAACAAGCUACCAGUUGAAAGCGGAUUACACUUUGGAUGUUUACAAAUUCCACGCUCUCACCUCAACAAGGGAAGCUGAACAUGCCGGAGCGGAUGUAGUGAAGGAAUCGGAAUCACCUUUGAUGAGCAGUCUCCUCUACCCUGGUCUUCAAGCAUUAGAUGAACAAUAUCUGGACGUACAUAUGCAGUUUGGUGGUGUAGAUCAGCGAAAAAUCUUCAUGUAUGCUGCUCAUUUUCUACCACGAUUAGGCUACGCCAAACGAGCCCAUUUGAUGAACGCUAUGGUACCUGGAUUAUCAGGAGGUAAAAUGUCGGCAUCCGAUCCUAAAUCUAAGAUUGAUUUCCUCGAUACACCAGCAGACAUCAAAUCAAAGAUCAAGGCUGCCUUAUGUCCACCUGGAGAAGUAGAGAACAAUGGUGUAUUGGCGUUCAUCAAAGCUGCAUUGAUACCUGUUCAAGCGUUGAGAAACGAACAAGCUUCAAACAAGGGUGAAAAAGCACCAGUGGGAGAAGGAAGUUUCGUCAGUGCUGGUGCGCCUGAAGGAACCUUGUUUAGUAUCACUAGACCUGAAAAGUUCGGAGGGGAUGUUCACUUCUCAUCUUAUGAGGAAUUGGAAAAGGCUUAUGUGGCUGAACAAGUUCAUCCUGGAGAUUUGAAAGGUGCUGUGACGGAUGCUCUCAUCAACCUCUUGGCCCCCAUCAGAAAAGCCUUUGAGGAAGAUCAAGAAUGGCAAGAAGUUGAGAAAUUGGCUUAUCCUGACACGUCUGCUGCUCCAGCUGCUGCUGAUAAGAAAGUCAAAAAGAAGGAUGUUAGGAAAUCGGCCCCAACUGAGGAAGAACGAGCAGCUUUACGAGCAGCGAAGGAAAAGGAGAAAGCCGAGAAAGCAGCUGCCAAAGCUACCGCUGAAGGAAACCCAUUGAAGUCUGCCGACCUCCAGAAAUCUUCGCAAGCCGCUGCCGAAGCCUCACCAGCUUCUACCGUCGCCAGUGGAAGCGGUUUGUCAUCUACAUCUUGUGUCACUUCGACCAAUCUACCCAAACUCAAACUACUAGCGAAAGGAAAAGUGAGAGAUAUCUACGCCUUACCUGCGCCCGAAGACCAAGAUAAGUUGUUGUUCGUCGCUACGGAUAGAAUGAGCGCUUUUGAUAUGAUAAUGAACAAUGGCAUUCCAUCAAAGGGCAUCACGCUCACUACCCUCUCCUUAUUCUGGUUUGACAAACUCAAACACAUCAUCCCCAAUCAUGUCCUUACGCCCUCCCCUGCGUCAUGCCUCGCUUCGCCCGCGGAUGCUUGGUCGGAAUUCCCUAGAUCGUUAGAUGAAUACAGAGAUCAGUUAGAGGGUAGAAGUAUGAUUGUAAAGAAAUGUGAGGUCGUCAAGAUCGAAGCUAUCGUCAGAGGUUAUAUCACAGGUUCUGCCUGGUCUGAAUACAAGAAAUCUCAGACUGUCCAUGGUAUCUCUAUGCCAGCAGGAUUAGUCGAAUCUCAAAAACUACCCAAACCACUGUUCACCCCUUCCACCAAGGCUGAUCAAGGUGAACACGAUGAGAACAUCCAUCCUGACAAAGUGAAAGAUAUCUGUGGACCUGAACUUGCCGAACAGAUUGAAAAAGUUGCGAUACAGCUUUACACUGAGGCUUCAGAAUACGCUUUGGAAAGAGGAUUGAUCUUGGCUGAUACCAAAUUCGAAUUUGGUCUAUUACCUGAUCACUCUUCUCCAAACAAAACACAACUUAUAUUGAUAGAUGAGGUCCUUACGCCUGAUUCAUCGAGAUAUUGGUCUUCUUCUGAAUACGUCCAAGGCAAACCGCAAGCUUCGUUCGAUAAGCAAUAUCUUAGAGAUUGGCUCAUCAAAGAAGGUCUUAAAGCGAAAGAAGAUGUAACUUUGCCUUUGCAUGUCGUUAAUGAGACCAAGAAGAAAUAUGAGGAAGCGAGAGAUAGAGUGAUGGGUUUAGGUGAAUUUGGGAAACAUGGCAAGAUUGGCGUCAAAGCUGGAGAUGAAGAUGUGGGGUUGCAGACUGAUCAAGUCGAAGAUGCGAUUCAAGCAGAAGCCAGAGAUAAGGUGACGAGUGGGAAACAUGGUAAAAUUGGAGUGAAAGCUGGAGAUGAGGAUUUGGCGUUGCAGACUGAUCAAGUGGAGGAUGCGAUCCAGUCAGAGGCUAGGAAGUUGUAG
Molecule: messenger RNA, 2586 nt
Organism: Kwoniella mangroviensis CBS 8507
Lineage: Eukaryota; Fungi; Basidiomycota; Tremellomycetes; Tremellales; Cryptococcaceae
Product: phosphoribosylaminoimidazolesuccinocarboxamide synthase
Exons: 11
Coding region: 1-2586 (861 amino acids)
Biological process (GO): tyrosyl-tRNA aminoacylation; 'de novo' IMP biosynthetic process
Cellular component (GO): cytoplasm
Molecular function (GO): phosphoribosylaminoimidazolesuccinocarboxamide synthase activity; ATP binding; tyrosine-tRNA ligase activity
Source: RefSeq, a predicted model, not a curated record